Messenger RNA from Anthonomus grandis grandis, 17759 nucleotides. RefSeq names its product afadin. The transcript has 29 exons. Gene Ontology annotation, molecular function: cell adhesion molecule binding. Gene Ontology annotation, biological process: signal transduction; regulation of protein localization. Lineage: Eukaryota; Metazoa; Arthropoda; Insecta; Coleoptera; Curculionidae. The record is from RefSeq and is a predicted model, not a curated record. Bases 278 to 6112 code for a protein of 1944 amino acids. Gene Ontology annotation, cellular component: adherens junction.
UUUGAUUGUUUCGUAUUCGUUUCGAGUACCGGACGAGUUUGUGCGGUCACACCUUUCCGAUUUUAUUUACGAAUUUUCGCGCAUUUUCACACGAAAAACGCGGAAAAACUUUUUUCGAGUGUUUGAAACUAUCGAUAUUGAUAUACAGGGUGUUCGGGUGUUGUGUGCCGGAUCAAAAGUGACUUGUGAAGACUUAUAAAGUGUACUUUACCUCGCAGAAUAAAUGGAUUAGGUGCAAAACAACUUUUUUAGUGCUGAGAAACAACAGGGCCUCCAAAUGAUCGGCGGUACAGCCAGCGAUCGCAGGGCCCUCGAACGGGAGGCCCUGCGGAACGUCAUCAACCAAUGGAACGCCAACCGUCUAGAUUUGUUUGAACUCUCCGAGCCGAAUGAAGAUCUCGAAUUUCACGGCGUCAUGCGUUUCUACUUUCAAGAUUCCGGACAAAAGGUGGCGACCAAAUGUAUCAGGGUGGCCAGCGACGCCACCGUAGAAGACGUCAUCGGUACCUUGGUGGAGAAAUUUCGUCCAGACAUGAGGAUGCUCAGCGUGCCCAGUUACGCCCUCUAUGAGUUACACGAGGGCUGUGCCGAACGAAAAAUGUCCGGAGACGAGAAACCUUUAUUGGUGCAACUCAAUUGGCACGUGGACGACCGGGAGGGCAGGUUUUUGCUGAAGAAUGUUGACGAUAAAACGGUCGGUUCUAUGGGAUCAUUGGACUCAAACGCGAGCUUUAGACGGAAACUCUCGAAACGUGAGAAGAAACAAUUAAAAAAACAGGAAAAACUAUCGAGGAUGAAGAGUGAAAAUGGAGAUCUUAACGGUGACGCUGAUAAUGUAACGGAAAAACUAUACCAUGAAUUACCAGAAACAUCUUUUACAAGAUCAAUAUCAAAUCCGGAGGCUGUGAUGAGGCGAAGAAGGCAACAAAAAUUAGAGAAAAAAUUGCAGCAGUUUAGGUCAAAGGAUGGCGGCCCAGAUACAGGUGGCACUUUAAAAAUUUAUGGAGAAGCUUUAUGUAAAGACGUUCCUUAUAAAACAUUAUUGUUAUCGAUACGGGACUGUGCAGCUACAGUAGUUAGGGAAAUGUUAGACAAAUAUGGACUCACCAAAGUGGACACCUCACAGUUCUGUCUAGUGCAAGUGACACAGCAACCUGGUAUUCCGGACACCGAAUAUGUACUUGACGACGAUGAAUGUCCUCUAAGUAUACUAAUGACAGCACCCAAUACUGGGUCCAUAAUGUUCCACGUGCGCAGAAGGCCGGCAGACUGUGCGCCGCGCAAGCGCAAGAAAAAACCGCUUAGCGGGAUGCGGGGGGAGCAAAGGGGAGACGUGCCUUUUCUUAUGGAACUGGGACCGGAUGGACAGGCGCCACAUCCUGGCGAUGCCAACAAGACCGUCAGGUUGACCAACGACGUAAUGGAGGUCGGUUCUGCCAACGGUAUCGCUCUUCAGCUGUAUGGACCUCAUAUUCAACCGCGCCACUGCGUCAUCACCAACACUGACGGCGUGACGUCGCUGACACCAUGUCACGCUGAUGCUCACACUUACGUCAACGGACAGAGGAUACAUCAGACCACCAUACUGACUAAUGGCAGCUUAGUUAAAUUUGGGAAUAGCAAUACUUAUAGAUUCGUAGACCCGACUCAAGAAGAUAGGACAAGACAUCCGCUGGGCAGCAUAGAUAACCAGUCAAGAAUAUACGAAAGCCGUUCACCUCGUGCUUUAAGUCCAACGCAAGCGUCAGGUUCUAGGGAAAAUAUAGAGACCACUUUCGAUAUUGACGGCAAUGUAGAGACGGUAUCUACACAUAGCGGUGCUAGGGAAGAUAAUAGGUCUCAAGGUUCCGAUAGUAGGUCAGAGAAUAGGUUAAGCGGCAUGGAUAGGUAUCCCAGGGGGCAAGAUCCAAUCUUGCCGGCUGUUUUGGAAUUCCCAGAAGACCCACAAGAGCAAUUUCUGGCGCGAGUUAUAACACAUUUAGACGUCACGACGCCGACGUUUAGGUUGGCCCCGGCCUACACAUUAUAUUUAUGUGCCAGAUAUCGUGCAUCGACUCAUUACAGACCCGAACUGACCCCGACAGAACGUGCCCAUAAAUUGACGCUACUGCUACAACACGCCGCCGUGUUAAUACGUCACACUGUACAGGACCGAAGUACGGAGGGUACAUCUCAGGCCUUCUGGCUGGCCAAUGCGAGCGAGUUACUGCAUUUUCUUAAAAGUGACAGGCACGUCAGCGCGUUUUCGUUACAGGCGCAGGACACUCUGGCUGACGCCGUUCAGUUAGCAUUUAAGAAUCUGGUCGCCUGCCUCACGGAUGAACUUAACUCAGGAAUGGCUUAUUUAAUGUCAGUAACGGGCGACGAUCAUCCUAGAGAAGCAAUAAACAUUUUAAGUGGAGCCAUGAACCUUUUAAGAAAAUGUAGGGUCAAUGCUGCUCUUACAAUACAGCUUUUUUCCCAAUUAUUCCACUGGAUAUCAGCGAAGGCAAUAACUAACGUCAUCUCGAACAGCAACCUGUGUACGAGGAAUUUUGGUAAUAAGCUCGGAAAUCGACUGAGAAACCUGCAGGCCUGGGCAGAAUCCCAGGGAUUAGAGCUCGCCGCGGAAUGUCAUUUAGCUAAGAUCGUACAGUGCGCUCAUUUGUUGCAAGCGAACAAGUACACUCCCGAGGAUUUGGCCAAUUUAAGUGCGGCUUGCUUCAAGCUUAACUCCAUGCAGCUCGGAGCUUUACUUAUGCAAUAUAAACCUGAGCCUGGUGAAAAGUUGGCUUCACCUUCGCUUCUAGAACAGGCUGCUAAAGCUGCCGAGAGUGUGGCUGAUGAAUUGGCAAGAGCCGAGGGCAGGGAGGUGACGCUUUAUGAAGAUCCUACGCCUCCACUUCAGCUUCUCUUACCGGAUGAUGGUUUUAGCUGCGAUGUUGUACAAGGGGUUCCACCCGGCCUUGCUGAUUUCCUUCACCCUCUCCAAGCAGCCGGCUUAUGCAGGUUGGCCUCUCAACCCACCAGUUCCGGCCAUUGGACGGUGUACAUGAAUGCUCCAAGACCUCCUAGUGCUAUGAGCACAACGCAACCAGAGGUUCAAGUAAUCCGUCUUCACAAAGCCGGCGGCGGUAUGGGUCUUUCCAUAGUAGCCGCCAAAGGGGCGGGACAAGAACGCCUCGGGAUCUACAUUAAAUCGGUGGUGCCGGGUGGUGCGGCGGAUCGUGACGGUAGACUGGCAGCAGGUGAUCAGCUUUUGACCGUAGAUGGUCAGUCGCUUCUUGGAAUUACUCAGGAGAAAGCAGCUGAGUUUCUAGUGAGAACAGGCAGCGUCGUGACGUUAGAAGUUGCCAAAGGUGGUGCCGUUUACCAUGGUUUGGCUACUUUGCUCCAGCAACCCAGUCCGACGCCACAUAGAGGCCCCAGACGAAUGUCUGAACGCGAUUUACCAUCCAGAGUCGACUCGGAACGCACCAUCCCUUCUUCUAAAUCUGUUCCUGCUCUUCACCAGAUCCAUUCACCCACUCAGGAGCAACCGAGGGCCGCAGGAAGCCAGCCUAAUAACUUCUUAGCUGACGGGUACAGUAGGACCUCGUCCAAUAACAGUAUUAACACAAACAACGUGCCAAGCGGAAGCCAGAACGGCCAAAUAGGGCCCGCCGCUUUAAGAAGUCGUUCUACGCAUAACCUAAAUCAGCAACAAGAUGGUGGAUUUUAUCAAAAUUUGAGCGUGUAUAGGAACAAAGUUCCUAGCCCUCAACAACUUGGUGAUCGAACAUCAGCCCUUCGUUCCUCCCAAAACUCUCUACAGUCAUCUAUUACUUCUCCGCCUAACUCACAGCGGCCUUCUUCGGCCUAUUAUCCAACGAAUCAGGCACAACCUAACUUUAAUCGGCCUAACUUACAUCAGUCUAUACCGAACCUGAAAAGUCCGCCCUCUAUGCAAAGGUUACAAGAGGAUAAUGGUCGGCUUACUGGCAGUUAUCCUAAUGUCGGAGCAACAGGGCAGCAACAGUAUUAUACACAACACAUACCUCAAUCACAACAAACCCAGCAGCCGUACCACAGGCAACCUGGACCACCUGGAACAUAUCCUGGCCCCAACGAAGAUACCAGGGACCCAAUAAAUCGUUCACAAUACAACUCUUCUUACCCCAACCCGAAUCAAUCGUAUCCCUCGCCCACUCAAAGCAGUACCCCCAAUUAUUCACAAAACAACAGUUACCCCGCCACUGCUGCGAACAACGGGGCGGUAAAUAUGCAGCAGCACCAUCCAAAUAUAAAUCCCAGUAACGGCCAGAAAUAUGAUGAAAGAUUGGAAAAUCGAGUUGACCAAAGAGGUUACGGAACUUCCAAUGCAGGCCUGUUACGAGAAGACGUUUUCAGGCAGUCUCAAGGUGCUCGACAUGACGAAAUGAUGCGCUAUCCUAGCACUAACAAUGUUAGGAUAUCGGAAGCUCAAAUACAAAACAGCAGAGGAAGUGAAGACCUAAAUCGACAUCAAGAGAUAAGAAAUUCCAAGAGCGAGGACAUGCUAAAACAUCAUAACCAGGGAGACAUGAUGCGAUACCCCAGUAGCGGAAAUAUCAGAGCACAUGAUAUAAACCAACCUCUAAGGCCUGGUCAGGAGCAUAUGCUUCAACAUCGUUUGAGUAAUGAGGAAAGAUUAAUGAGAGGACAGGCGAAAUUAGCGGAGAUGGGAGAAGAGGUACGAAGACGUCAACAGCAACAACAGCAACAUUCCCAAAACCGCCCUAUGAAUCAAAUGACUACAGGAAAUUAUUAUCAACCCCCACAGCAGCAAUACUAUAACAGCCAAAUGGCGCAAUCGAUGCAAAAUCUCUCCAUAAAUUCCACAUAUCAAAACCAUCAACCACCGCACGCCGGACCGCCCGGCGGAUUUAACCAGAACUAUCCCUCGGGAUACCAGACUACUCCUCCCGGUUCGUCAAAUUAUUAUUCCGCCCAUGGCCCGGCUUCUCCCGGAUAUAGACCGCAAAAUACUUUACAAAAACCGACUAAGAAACCGGAAUCUCCUCCCGCACCACCUCCGACGAGUACGCACCCAUUGUACGGAGCGCCGCCUCCAUCUGAUUCUUCCGCUACGUAUACCGCGUCGAAUCAAGACCCACCCAAAAUGGCGCUUUACCCCAUUUCACCUCCUGCUACUAGCAAGCCCCCGAGGGACCCUUGGGCAAGAGAAGAACAGGAGAGACAACAAGAAGCUCGAAGAGAGGCAGCGCGGCAGUGGCAAGAACAACAAAUUAGAGAACUACUCUCGUUGCCCUAUAGGACGCCGCAACAGGAAGAACAGCUCAGAGUGUUGCAGCUUGAACGGGAAUUUCAGAGAAGAGCUCAAGAAGCUGCUGGGGAGGACGAUGAUGAGACUGAAAAGGAGUCUCCAACGCCUCAUAUGCCUCAACCAGUCUCCAGUCAAACAGUUAUAAGUACCGUGCCUUCAACAACCGUGUCGAGCAGACAGGAACCAUCGCAGAUACCCCCCACUUCAAUACUUAAGCCGGGUGGUGCAAAUACUCAGCCACCGGCACCCGCGAUGACCAAUAACGUGCCUGCUAGAGAAAACCAGUUGAUCAAUCGUCCACCCUCACCCGUGGAUCAUAUUGCUGCUCCGCCACCUCCGGAAAGAGGAUCCAGUUUUGCGGUCAUGUCGAUGCGUGCCAAAGACGGAGCGGGAAAGAGGGUUUCUUUUGAACCGGUUUCUACUCAAAACACUAGUCCGCAUUCGCCACAAGCUCCCAAUAGCUUAUCUGUAAAGGAAAAUGUCAGGGAGGAUCCAAAUAGCUUCAUACGUCAAGCUGAAUCUAUGUUGGCAUCGCCCACUACCCCAACAGACGCUAGCUCUAACGUAGCCUCCGCCACCCCGGGCGUAAUCGGAGCUCAAGAGGUUUACAGAGAUCCGAGGGCGCGACGACUCGCCGAACAAGAGAAGAAAAAGAACCAAAACGACUGCACCCCAGUGCCGGAGAAGCUCAGUUUCAAAGAGAAAAUGAAGAUGUUCGCGAUGGAGACCGGCGAACAGGAAACGCCGAAAGACAAAAGUAAAAUUAGCAGGGCCCAGAGGGAUAUUGAUAACCUCGGCGGCGCGCCCAGUUCGGGGAUGGUCCAUUAGAGGCUUUAGGGUAUUACGCGUUAGAGUAUUCUGUUAUUUAUUUUUUUUUAUGUUAAGAAAAGAUUUAUUUUCUAUUGCUGAUCUAUACAUAUAUCGGACGCAGAAAUCAUUAAGGUAUUUUUAUAAUUUCUUUGACAAUAUGUUAGACGGGGUCUUACUCAGUUAAUGUUAGUAAUGAUAGAGGAGAAACUACAAUUAAGGGCCACAAAUUUAUUGGUAUGACUAAUUUAUUUAUGAGAGUACGGUAUUUUUGUUUUGUAGCUAGGCAAAGGGUAAUUAUUUAACUUCUUCCAAAUUAAUGUUUUUAAAACAAAAAUACAUUACAGUGGUAAUGAUUAUGGUGAUUGAAAUAUGGGCUACUAAAAAAAUAUCUACAAUAAUGAACCUUUUCGUUUAAUUUAAUUUUUACAAAAAUUUGAGACAUAGUCAUCUCUGUCAGCACCUGCACGGUCGACAUUAAACAUUGAAUCCAGAGUUCACCUCUGCGGUCUUCGGAAAAUAUUAUUUUUGCAAAAUAGGCAUUCCGGAUCUGGUUUUUUUGUCCAAGUAAGGCAUCGACAUCUAAGUCGUCAUCAUUUUCAGACUCUAUUUUUUUCUGUAAUUCUGGGACAAAAGAUCUUCUGCUAAAGUGAUGUCGGUGAAAAAAUUAUUAGUGGUUAUAUUUCGUCCACUACGAUACCAGUGGAUUGCUAAAGUUUUAACAACUCGUGGUCCUUGAUUCUUUUCUACUAUUCCAUUUAUUUUUUCCUAAAUACACUUCAAAAUUGCAGCAAUAAAAAUGUUCAGCAUUACAAAGGGUCCAUACUUGCCCGCUUUUCUUGGUAUGUAUACUUUGAAUGAGCAACGACCCCGGAAAGUUACCAAUGGCUCAUCAAUAGUUCCAAAAGCUAAAGGAUUGUAAGAUUUCCUGCAAUUCUCAGCAAAUAUCUCAGUGAUCUCACGAAUCGGAGCAAGUUUAUCCUCGUUUCUUCUCUUAGCCCUUGUAGAUAGAUCAGUAAAAUAAAUGUCAGUGAACCUAUUUCUGGACAUAGUAGCCUGAUAAAUAGGCCUGGUGAAUGCAUUGUUUGUAGUCGACCAUAAACUACGUCAACUUUCUCUUGAUUCUCGAAAUCUACCAGUAAGAAUAAGGAUUUCAAGGAAAGCGAGAAAUUCUGUAGUGUCUACGCCAAUCCAUGAUACCAUCUUGACUUCAUAACUUUCAUUAUAGGUGUUUAUAAAGUCUUUAGCUUUUUUGUUUGUGUAUUUUAUAAUAAUAUCUAAUAAAUCAUUAGAAAAGAACAGCUUAAAACAGUCAAUGAUAGAAUUUAUAUCUUUGCUUUUUUGUGAGACCUUUAUUUACUUGCAAGAUAUUGCAUGUGCUACAUUUUCCUGUUUUAUGUGCAACAGUAUACCAAGUGCGAUUAUCAACAUCGUACGACUGUUUAUUGCUCACUGUUUCGUCUUCUAAUGGAUCAGGUAAAUGUAUUUGUUCUUCUUCUAACUCUAAAUGAAACAUUUCCGUCAUGUAUCUCAGGCUCUUCAUCCGAGGUAUCCUCAUCAUAUGACAAAUCACUAAAUGCCUGUUUCAAAGGUAUUUCGGUUUCGCACUCGUCAUCUGAAGAAUGCAUCAAUAUUUCGUAGAGUUCCUUCCUCCUAUUUUUAGACAACAUGGCACUUUACUAUUUAUUAUUGAAAAGUAAAAUAACCCUCUCACAGUAAGGCUCGACAGUAAACUGAACAACAAAGCAAUAAAUUGGAAAUAUACGCUCUGAUCUUGUUUAGAUCUGUAAAAAAAGGAGUCUUCAGAGCACAUACCUAUUUAUCCCAAAACCGGGUCGUCGGUGGCCCAUCCAUCAUUUUUUGAAGAAAAAAUUAGUUUUUUCUUAAAUUUUUACUAAAUAAAGCAUUGUUAUGAUAAAAUUUGAGAAUUCAUGGACGCUCACUGAAAAAAAAUCAGGGAAGCAAAAGAUAUUUCAGGAUUUUUAGGUUUCGGGUUAUCUAACAACCAUAUUCGGUACGGCGAGGAUUAAACAAAAAAAAGAUAAUAAGAAAGCAACAGCAUGGUACUAUCCUCAUAAUGGGAUGUUCAAUAUUCAAUAGGAACGAGACCUAUGAUAGGUGAUUAUGUCGAAAAUGCAUCGAAAUUAUAUUUUGGCUUUACGACAAGGAUAUGAUGACUAUGGACUAAUUUUCAAAUAGCAAGUAAACACUGGUUAACAGAGUUUCUUAAGCAAAAUUGGUAUUAGUCUAUAUGUGAACCAGGUUCCGCGUCGUUUCUAUUGGGAGAAUUCUUUUUUUGCAUUCCAAAUGAACCGGGCUCUGCGUGGUCUGAACUGGGUAGCUCUACAUUUAACUGAGAUAUUGUCUUUAAAAGUGUUGUUGCCCUUUCUGGAACAGAAACAGAAAAGUUAUUCAGGGCAUUACCUAAUUCACUCUCAGCAGGACAGUGUUCUAUUUUUGUUCCUAUUUUGGCAGCAAGAAAUUCGGCUUUUUAGGUAGGCGUUUUCAAAAAGUUCACCAAUAUCAUAUCGGGAUAACUGAGGGUGAUUGAUGAAUCCACUGUCUUAUCUCCUCACUAUGGUACCCUUUUAAUGCAUCCAUGAAUGUUGUGUCAAGGUGUUUGUGGACGGAAUGAGAAGGUAAUGACCAUAUCUCUAGAUGAUUUUGUCCUACCAAUUCGACGACGUCUAAAUAUCGCGUAUGACUAUUAUGUUCAUCUAAAACCAGAAGAACAGGUGAAUAUACAGACGGUUUUACUGUAUCGAUGAAAUGUCUGAACCACUGGGACGUGGUCUGAACCCUUUCGCUAGAAUUAACUACCGUUAUUGUGCCUGGAGAGGUUCCUUUCAUUAGUUCCAUACUCAUAUUUUUCCCGAGGAAAAAUAAACAUUGGUUCGAAAUCCUCCUGCACUCAUGCAGGCUAUCAAAGUUAUUUGUUCUUACCCCUUUCUAGAGACGUUAAAGAUGCAAUUUGUCUUUUACCUUUACCACCUACUACAUUAGUCAAAUCGGUUUCAUGCACGUUGAAGACACGAUUAGUAAGAAAGUCGGACGCAUUUUGCAGAAGCGUAAAAAAAUUAUCAACGCUCUCUUUGUUAAACCCUUUCCCACGAUCGAAAGAUAAAAAACUACAAGUUUGGUCAAAAGUCUCGAACUUAUACGAAGAUUAAAAUAAAAAACAGCAACUUUAAGACGUACACACCACGGCUAGAUUACGGAUAGUAUGUGUGCAUGUCCUAAAGUUCUAUUUUAGAAACUGUUAAUCAGGUCUGAUUAUGCCUUUAGGGGCAAAACCAGUAUCUUGAUCUUAAUAUAAAUUUAAGGUUUUCGACCAAACUUGUAGUUUUUUGUUAUAACUCUCUUUACGAAAAAAUGGACGACUACUUUCAACGAUCUAUGUUCCAGGUUUUUAACCAACAGGGAAUUCUGAUGCCUUUUCAAAGAUCUAACCAAUCUCUUCCCGUUCUUUGUGUAUUUCCAGAAGGAUUACUUAUAUCGUUUUGCUCUGCUCACUGAAACGCCAUAAGCUUCAAAUUAUUGCUUUAUUGCCAUAAGCUUCAUAUUGCAGGUUAAACCAUAAAACUUAGCACCAACAUUUCUUUCAACUGGACCCAAAAGUGUCAGUUCAAUUUCAACAGCUUGCUCUACACUCAAAUGAUCCAAUUGGGCUCAUCGUUGCACCGUUGUCCUUGGUAUACGAAAGGUUUUUGAUGCCCAUAGUUUUCUCCCUUCUGCUUAAACAGCUUAAACAUAACUUUUUUCUCAUCUUUAUCCCAUGUCUUUUGUUUUCUGUAGAUCAAAUUGGUGGUUAUCAUAAGUUUUGUUAACAAUAUAUACAGUAUAAUCAGCCUAAUGAAAGAAAUUUCAUAAUAAAUAAAUAGCGAUAUUUUCGAAAAAACGAUCAGAUACUUUGAUUUAUAUUUUUACUUGCCUAUUUUUUUGAAUAAAAAAAAUAUACAGAGUAUGUCAUGUAACAGUGGUCAAUAUAAUUUUUUUAAUUUUAAAUGUGACACUGUAAGAUCAUAUUAUUAUUAUACAUUAUCCUAUAAUUUUCCCAAUUUUCAACUGUUUUAGAGAUAUUAAGUGUUUUCCGAUUUAUUGCAAAAAUUAACAUUAAAAACAAAAAUAAUUAUUCGAUUACAUAAAUUCUUUACAACUAUUAAUUAAACAACAAAGAAACAUAAAUGAUAAUAGUUUGUGAGACAGUAACUUGGUUGUUUUAUGUUGUACGUGGUCUCUUUGAGAAAAUGGAUGAAGCCUUUUUGUUGAUACAUGAUAAUGUAUGUUCAAUAUGUUCGCCACGAGAGCCCUGACAACAUCCUAAUUUUAAAUUGAAAUUUGUUCUUACUUUUUUCCCAACCCUUAUUUCGUCUUUUUAAAUUAGCUCAGUCGAGGGGUGUAAUUUCGUAAGUAAUAUUUUUGAUGCGCAUUCCUAUAAAAAGAAGUCUAAUGAUGUCAGAUCAGGGGAUCCUGCUGGCCAUUCCAUCGGUUUCCUUCUCGCUAUCCACCGAUUUGGAAGUAUUUGUUUGAGGUACUGCCGGACGUUGAUUGGUUGGUCUAUCUUGAUGAAACCUUACGAUAUUAGCUGGAAUUCCUGGGUUUGCCGGAUCACUAUAUAAGUUUGUCAAAGUUGGCACGACAAUAUGUUAUUUUGGCGCAGUGUUAAAUAAUUAUCACCAUUCAAAUUGCCAUCGAUGGACAAGGGACCUAUCAUAUGAUCUCCAAGAAUUCCGGCACAAACAUUGACCUUUUUCAGGGUGUUGGAUCACUCUCAUCCGGUGAGGAUUUUCUUUAGACCAAUAGCAGCAAUUUUGUCCAUGGUCCAAUUUUGAUCAUGAAGUAUCAAGGUGCACCUAUCAGAAAACAAAACAUGCGCUGAUUGGAUCUCAUUGCUAUCUAACUUUGCUCUUAUUUGUUCACAAAAAUCCAUCCUAUAAAAAUUGUCUUUCAUGAGAUCCUGAAUUUGUAUCAAUUUAUAGGGAUGCAUUUUAUUUGCUUUCAAUAUUCGAAGAAUCGAUGAAUGGCUAACAUCGAACGUUGGCGCUGCUUUUCGACCAGAUAAUGUGGAUUUUCUUCGAACUAGCAUAAUAUCUAAUUUGGUGUCAUCACUUAUUGAAUUCGCAGAUGCUUUUUAACGUGCCUUACAUGUCCAACCUCCCGAAACUGAGUUUCUCUUUAUUGAUUUUCUAUGAGCGAGCAACUUGCAUUUUUGUUCAUGUGUAAUUUCCAUAAUUCCAAUCAUCUGUAGAAAUAUUAAAAUUUGUGCAUUUCUGUUAUAUGAACCAUUCUUCUGAUAAGCAGUUAACGAAAUUCAAACGAGUAUGACAUAGAGUUGAUGAUGAUUGUUAUAUGAAUAUACUAUGGCUGACAAACAAUAAUUUCCAAGGUAUAUUAAUCCAAAGUAAAGAACACAGUUUUAUUAAUUUAAUUUUUUUUAACUUCAUGUCAGUAAGAAGGUAUGUUGAAAUAGUUUAUGUAUACUUUCCCGUUAUCAGAACUGAAAUCGGAAAGAACGAAUUUUUGCAAUAAAUUUAAAGGAAAAAAUUUAAUAUGUCUGAAACAGUUGAAAAUUUGUUUAGGAUAUAUAUUUAUGAAACAUGUCAAGAAAGUGGUGUCGCAAUCAAAACACAAAUAUGAGCCUGCUCAUAUUACAAACCUAAAACCAACCCAUAUUUUAUAUGGGUUACACAAGUAUUUUAUAGGCUAUAUUUUAAGAAAGUUGAAGAAAUAACGAACCUGGAAAAUAGUAAGCGCUUGCGCAUGGUAAAAUGUUGCUACCUUAACUGACAGAUGGCAGAAGGGGUAUCGGAAGUACCACUCUAGCCCAUAUUCCAAGCCUGGCCCAUAAUUGUACCUUCUCCUCUAAAUAAAACAUUUCUUCUUGAAAUUUUUACACUUAAUUCAUAAUGUGUCUUGUUGGGUAAUAAAUUGAUAAAUGUGAUAUUGCCACGUCAACAGAAAAUAAUUUGUUAUUGAGACUCAUGAGAGGAACGAAAACAUAUCUCGUAAAACAAAAUAGGUUAAUGACUUUAAAAGAAAAGGUAUUCUUUGCACUAUAUUUUCGAUAUGAAAUAGAAGGGUUUUACUGUUUAGAACAGGGUUUAACAUUUACGGCAGCUGCCAUAAGAUUUUUAAGAAGGGAACAUAAAUAAAUAUAGAACCUUUUUAUAUGAAUUUAAGGGACCUAAUAAAACAAGUUUAGAGCAGCUUUAGAAGCUCGUUUACAUUAUUGUUAUUAAGAAUUUGCAUAUAUAAAAUAUGAAUUGAUACGCUGUAGUUGGACCAAAUAAUUAGAAGUAUAUUUAUAACGAAUUCGAUUUUCUUCGUAAAAUUUGUAUAUUCUACCGUCCAUGCUUAAGACCACAUGAUAAAACUGUUAUUUAGCUGAAUUCUUUCCAAUAAUAUUUAAUUGCUUUUGAUAAAAAGGUUUGUGUUAAUUUGGAAUUGGUCAUGUUUGCCGGUACAUGUAACAUUGUUUUAAUAGAACCACUUAAUGAAAUAUACUAAACGUUUAUUAUAGUUAAAAGUAAUAAAUUUUAUAUGAUAUUUAACAAGUGUGUUAAAUAUCAUAUAAAAUAUAUAACACACAGUGGUGUGGCACAGCAACCAAGAAAUUGGCUCUCAUUUGUUAGGAUUUUGAUUUUUUUUUUAAAUUAAUUUAAGUAUUUACAACUUAUUUUUUAUAAACCGUAUAUAUUUUUUUAAGCAUUAAAAUUCUCUUUUCAUAGAGUAAAGCGGGGAAAUAUGGCAACAUAAAUGUCAAUCGCUCAUAUUCUGACCUCCAAUACGAACACUGAACCUUAGAGCGUACCCAUGUAGGUUUGCGACGUGAAAACUCUCGUUGCCAUAUUCUCGUCGUCAGAAAGAGUAUAAUCAUAAAUGUCCAAUGAUACGGUAUUGCCAUAUUACCCGCACCCAUGGGUAAUAUGGCAUCUAGCUCAGGGUAAUAUGCCAACAUGUUUUCGUUUUGUACAAAUUAGGAAUUAGGAGUUUUUUUUAAUAAAAAAUGCUAAUGAUCCCAAACACAUAAAUUUAUUUCUAAUGAAAGAAGUCAAAUAUAAAACAUAUUAAUAUAAUUCCUAGUGGCUACUAGUAGAUAUCCUCUAAUUUAACUGUUUCUUUACGCAAAUUCGGAUAAUGGCGUACAUUCUUCGCAAAAUCUGUCAGAUCUCGUACAUAUCUCAUGGAUCCAUUUCAUACAUGUCACGCACUGAAGCCAGUCGCAUUUGGGACCUUUUUUGUCGUAAAAUGAUCCAUGACAUUGUGCGCAAAAUUCUGAUUCAUCAAUAUCGACUUCGGAUUCGUCGCUUUCCUGCGUUACUACUUCUGUUUCGGUAUCUAACGAAGAAGGGCUUGGUAGUUCUUUGGUAUCUCGGUUUUCUUCGUUUUCUUAAUAUUUUGUAUUUUUUUCCGUUCUUCUUUUUGUUUUAAUUUUCUGUUCUUUGCUUCUUUCUUUGCCCGUUUUGCAGAAAUUGUUUCUGGUGAAGUUAGUAUCUCGACAUGUUGUUUCCGUUAAUAGCCACUUGGUCCUGGUUCGACGCGUGGAACCGGUAAAAUUGCUUCAAAGGGAUUCGUAUCUUCAGGUUCCUCAACUGCAGUGACAUGACCUGGUCUGGGAUCAUUCUCCUCCUCACUGGAAAUCUCUUCUGGGUUAAGACUAUCUUCAACCGAUGGUUCGUCGUUGACCAUAAAAGCAUAAUCGGGAAUUUUUUCGGGAUUAAAAGGGUAAAUCCCACAGGUUCUAAAACCGGAAGCCCCGUUUUGAAUUGUGGCAGCCUUACACCAGGCAAUAUUUAAUAGUUGGGCAAAUUGCAAUCGGCUUAGUUUUCGACCAGGUUUGUUAUGUACCCAGUUUUGACAAGUUUGAGCCCAAUAAGCUUUCAAGGGCUUAAAGAACGAGCGAUCAAGCGGUUGGAGCCAAUGAGUGGUGUGGCUGGGCAAACAAAACAGGAUCACGUCAUUCGCUACAGCAAAAUCUAAGAGUUCGACAUUGGAACAGUGCGAGGAAUGUCCAUCCAUAAUUAAUAGAACCUUACCGGUACCUUUCCGCGGAAUAAAAAAAUCUUUAAACCACUGGAAGAAAAUUUCAGAUGUGACAUAAGCUGACUUUUCGCCCAUAACAACCUUGCCGCCAGGUGGUAGGCCAUCUUCGAAUUCCCGUUUUGUAUUUUUGCCCUUAAAUAUGCAGCAGGGUGGGAAAAAAGUUCCAUCUGCGUUUACACAGGUUAUAACGGAAAUAGUUUCUCCUUUUUCAGCGCUUGUGAUACAAUUUACCAGUUUAGCGCCUUCUGUUACCACAACUUUGCCUGGAUUGUUAUUCAAUUGCAAUCCUGUUUCAUCGAGAUUAAAAAUUUUUUGUGGGGUAUUCAAUAAAUUAUUUUCUCUAAGAACGUUUCCCAGUAAUUCAAAAUAUUGUGUACAUUCUUGUUUUGUCAUGCCCUUGACCCUGGCAGUAGACAUACCUUGAGCCUUACGAACGGGGUACAGGGUGUGUUCUCAUAAAGGCUAAAAACCAGUCUUGUCCUGCCAUUUUUCGUUCAGUAUUGAAUUUAUCUGGAAUAUUUUGUUGGGCCACAAAAGAAUAAGCAAGCUUUCUUAUAUCAUGAGCAGUUAAAGCAAAGCCGUGAAAUGCCAUGUUUUGUAUAUAUUUAGCUAAACUUGCUUCUUGUUCCAUAGUAAGUGAGCCUUUGCGACCUAAUGCAAUCUUAUCCAAAUAUCCGGAACGCAUUCUUCUCAUUAAGGUUCUAACUGGAACAUUAUAAGUACGACUCAUUUUCCGAACCGACCCUUUGCCUGCACGAAUAUCACUUACUGCAUUUCAAAGAUCUACUUCUGAUCAUUGGGCCCUUCUAUUUUUCCGAAUAUAAGAACGUUGCAUUUUGUUUAUCUGGAGUGAUAAAAAAAAUACGAAUCACCAUGAGCUAUACCUAUUAAAAAAGUACUUGGGGUAAUAUGCCGCACUUGCAUUUUCAUGAGGCAUAUUACCCCACGGUGCAACACCAACGUUUCAACUGAAAAGCAAAAACCCGGUGUAAAUACAGUCAGCGGCGAAGGGAAAAAUCCAAAAACUAUUUAACUAACUUUAAAAUCAACUUUAGGGUUAAAGUUUUGUUUAUAGAUUCUUCGAUACUAUUAGACUCUAUUUAAGUAAAAGAAAAUAUCCUGAAUUUUACCCGAAAUUCAGAAAAUGGAAAUAAAAAUGAAUUUAGUGGAUUUUGAAACCAACUAUUGAAUUUGGUGGAUUUUAAUCGUAAAUAAAAUGGACUUAGUGUAGUUUGUCACGAAACAAAGUUAUAAUAGAAAAUUAAACCAAAGAAAAUGUAACAGAUAUAACAAAAAGAAAUAUAAGACUACUUAAAGACACUUUAAAACAACAGUUCCAUGUUGUCUAAAUAUAUCCAGGUAUUUUAUAGGUUAGAACCUAUAAAACGCAGAUAGUAGACUGUCUAUUCAAUAUUUCUAAUGGAUUUCUCAAUAUCACCAAAUACCCGGUCCGGAGGAAUAUACGAGUGUCCAACAACAGGAAAGACAAGCUCUAGUUCUUUUAUAGGUGCAGUACUCAACCAUUUAAAACACAUUGCCAACAUGAUGCUGUUCUUAUUUUGUCCUCCGCAUCCAUCAGCGAUAAGACGAACUUUUUCAAUACCAUCAAAAUUACUAUGGUUUAAAGUAUAAAAAACAGCAGAUGCAAUUUCAUUCGCUCCUUUGCGAUGUUUAUCCUCAGUCCAUGCAAAAAUCCGAACAUUUUCUGGAGUAAGUGAAGAAUAAGAGUCUCCUGUGACUGUUGUGAAGUUAUACAUAUACAGUUGUCUACUGUAGUAUACACUCUGAUCUGGAAUUUUGGGCAGAGUUAAAUUCUUUUGACAAUCAAAACUUAUUAUUAGCAACCCUUCUUUUUUUUCUCUCAAUUUUGCAAAAAAAGCUUUUGCUCUCAGUUUGUGAAUUCGAAGUUCAAUCAUUAUCUUGUUUUUCUCACUCGCAUCUUUUUCCUCUUUUAGCUUUUCUCCGAGCUCCAAACAUUUUGAACAUACAUCAGUACGUGGAGAUCCAAACCCUAUGUUAAAAUGGGUAUUAAAAAUUGAUCGGAAAUAACUUCUACUGUGGUAGUGUGAUGGCGUAACCGCCAGAGUGAGCUAUGAGCGAACUGAGGCAUAUUACCCGAUGCGGCAUAUUCCCCCGCUUUACUCUAUGCAAUAUCACAAGUUGACAUUUAAUUGACAAGUGACAGUUAAAGGGAUUUUAAUGUAAAUUAUCUAGAUGGCAUUGGACACCGCGUUAGCUAUUGUUUUAGCUUGUUAAGUUUGUCGGUAGUUAUAACUUGUGACUAUGCGUGUAAUUAAUUGCCAUUUUUUGUUGUCAAUAACCAUUAACUCUUUAUUUAAAUGUAAUUUUUUUUGCAAAUAAUAUUUUUUAUUUUUUUAGAUAUUUGAAGAACUAAGAUAGAAAGUGACACAUUUUAUUAAAUAUACGUAAAAUGCAUUUAGUUGUAGGGGAGACCGGGUUCAUUUUUAUUGUAGCAAAAACUUUUAGUCUUAUAAUUUUCGUAUUUUCCUACUAUAUUCUACAAACCUUUAUAAAUAUUAUAAGAUACUUAAUUUAUUAUUUACUAUAGUGUUAUUUUAAAAGUAUAAAAAUAAAGCAGGUAUGAUUUUGGUACAAUUUACCCCACCUUUGGGGUGAAACUUUUAACAACUACUCUAAUUCUUAAUAGAAAUAUAGUUAUUUCAUAAUGUGGUUCUAUUAUUUUUAAUAUAAAUUUAUAAAAGAAUAAACAAAUUAGUUUAUUGCUAAUAACUUUUUUUUAAACGACUAUUGUCCGAUUCUCUAUACUUGAUCUAGAAACGUAGUGGCUUACGAUUUAGUGAUUUAAACCUAUAUUAUACUGUUAAAAAUUGCCUAUUUCUACUUAAUAAUUAACAAAUGUAUAGAAAGUACUGUUAAAAUGUAUGACUACAUAAAUACCACUUAAAGUAUUAACGAAAAUUACUUAUUGGGGUGAUCAAAAUAAACGCUUUAUACAUAUCAGUAUUUUGACCAUCCCUAUAUUGUAUCUUUAGUGGACAUGAUUUAAUAAGGGAAUUAUUGUUCCCUUUUUACUGAAAGCAAUACUUUUUUGCACGUAAGGACCAACAUACUUCUUUAUAUAAUAAUGUAUAAAUGAAUAGAAGUAUUUUAUAUAAUAUGCAAAAAUACGCCAAAAUAUUGCACUUUAUAGAGUUUGCAGCUGAUCACUUCUGGGAUUUAGAUAAAGAUCUUUUUUCAUGUUAUAUAAAAUAUUAUCUAGCUUUGCUAUGUAAAAAAAAAAACAAAUUAUAUACUAUAGUUAUAUUAUACACACAAAUCUAUAGAUACUAUAUUUUAAGACCUAUUUAAAGCAUUCCUUAAAAAUUUCGAUUUGUUUUUUUUUCUGUAAAUUUAUCCCCAAACUACUGCAAUUUUUUAAAAUUAUAAUAGCCUACAUUAUUUACAUAAGCAAUAUGUAUUUAAGUCACAGUUUAAUAAAAAAUGUACAUAAGCAUAUUAAAAAUGUAUAUUGUACUAAAAGUAGUUAAAUGCUGAUUUAUGAUCUUGUUUAUGAUUUAUGAUAGUUAUAUUAAGCAAAAUUAUGAUCUGUUAAAUUAUGUAAUAAUAUCUAUUUCUUUUAAAUAAAAUUAAGAAUAUAGAAAUA